Molecule: messenger RNA, 2067 nt
Organism: Pygocentrus nattereri (red-bellied piranha)
Lineage: Eukaryota; Metazoa; Chordata; Actinopteri; Characiformes; Serrasalmidae
Gene: nradd
Product: neurotrophin receptor associated death domain
Exons: 6
Coding region: 296-1507 (403 amino acids)
Biological process (GO): Rho protein signal transduction
Cellular component (GO): cell surface; plasma membrane
Molecular function (GO): coreceptor activity; nerve growth factor binding; death receptor activity
Source: RefSeq, a predicted model, not a curated record
UCAGCGCUCUCAGUGCGGCAGCCGUCGCAGAGCUGAGAACAAGGAGCUUAAACCCUUCACCUGAUGGACAUACGGCCCUCAAAACAGCGGAGUACAGCGGAGAAGAAGUGAACCACAGCGGAGAGGGAGAAGGACGCGGCUCAUUUGUGCGUUUGCAGAUUAAAUCGGAGUUUUUUGGCGCUCCAGUGGUGAAGUUCGCUCGUUCGUUACAACAUAGUGAGGCUGCAGUGAAGAACAGCUUCAUUCAAGCAGCUGCUCCGAGGAGAAGAAAGUGGGCGCGGUGGAGAUUUGGGCCAUGGAGGUUCUCCGGAUCUGCCUCUACACUUUAGCAAUAAAGGUGGUGGUGGGCGAUGUGUGUGUGUCCAUGCGCGUCACACACUAUGGUAAUUGCUGCUCUGAGUGCCCGCCGGGCACCGGGAUGGUGUCUGAGUGUGGAGCAGAAAACACAAAGUGCCAGCCGUGCCAGGAUGGGGUGACGUUCUCAGACUCUGCCGAUCUCUCCAGCUGCCUGGCGUGCGCCCGCUGUCCGCCCGGAGUCCCCCAGCUUGCGCGCUGCACCACGACCCAGGACACACAGUGUGAUUGCGGCAUGGGUUUCUUCCUGUGGAGGGACGGGAACAGCACGGCGGGCCGCUGCGCCCCUUGCAGCGUCUGCGAGCGCGGCGAGGGGGUCACCCGCAUGUGCGGACCACUGGGAAACACGGAGUGUGAGCCGUGCCUACUGGGCACCUUCUCAGAGGUGCGGAGCGCCAGCCAGGCCUGCCAGCCCUGCACCCGCUGCAAAGACGAUGAGGUGGAGAUCCGAGCCUGCCAGCCCAACUCAGACACACUCUGCAUGGAGCGAGAACUGAACAUCAUGUCCCGGCCGGCGGGCUCCGAGGGGCCGUUUCCACGCUGGCCCGCUGACACCAUGAAGGAGAGCGGAACGGCUUCCGGCUCCGAAGCUCCUGAACUCACCCCACAGGACCAGGGGGGCAACAACAUCCUGCUGUACGUGUCUGUGCUGGCAGCUGUGGUGCUGGGACUGCUGAUCUACGUCGCCUACAAGUGCUGGAGGUCCUUUCAGCAGAAGAAAGCUCUGGGAAAAGCUCGCGCUGGAGAGCUGAAUAACGGCGCCGAGGGAGAGAAGCUGCACAGCGACAGCGGCGUUUUCCUCGACUCACACAGCCAGCAGGACGGUCAGCCCAGCAAAGGCAGUAAGCGGGACAGCAAGCAGGACACCCGGCUGUACAUAAACCUCCCCCCACACCGGCAGGAAGAGGUGGAGCAGCUGCUGGAGGAGGGAAGUGGGCGGUGCUGGAGACAGCUGGGCGGAGCCUUAGGCUACGAGCAGGAGCGCCUGGACGUUUUCGGGCGUGGAGAGGCCCCCGUCCGCACGCUGCUGACGGACUGGUCUCAGCAGGACGGCUCCACACUGGGCCUGCUGUGCUCCGCCCUCGCCCGCAUCGAGCGGCACGACGUGGCCAAAGCCCUCACCGCCCCCGCCCAGGGCGUGUCGGUCGUCUGAAGGCCAGGACGGCUCUCUAAUGGCGCGUUUCCACCGCAGGAACUUUUAGGUGUUCACCAAACAAAGGAGCAUUCUCUGCACUAGCGCCCUCUAGAGGCCUGUAUUUGACACAAGCACCUCGUUGCUCAUUUUAACACUUGUGUUUACUGGAACGGAGAUGAGACUGUUAGUGUUUCCACCGGACGAUGCACGGUUGUUGGUUCCUACUACAAAAUAUGAGCUUUUCUACGGAUCAGGAACGUCUCUGAUUGGUCAAACGCGAGAUUCCCAGAACACUCAUAUUUGGCAUUAUUUAUAAAAACACAUCAUGGAUACCAGCAAAGCAAAGUGAGAAGGAUAACCAGCAUUUAAAAUGGAAAAGUGGACUGACCACGCGAAGUGAUUCUGGAAUUUCAACAUCCUCAUCCGCGUUCUGCAGCAUCGAUAUCGGAGUAUUCCACCGAUUUUUACAAAUUUCAGCAUAAUUAAGUGGUUAAGAUGUAAAUAACGUAGUUAAAGUAGUUUGGUGUGAAACGCUCCACCAAAUUUGCAAAAAUUCUGCCUUUUUUUCAUUGUGUGAG